AUGAAGCUGCGCGUUGUGUUGCUCGUCUUUUGUGCGGUUUUAUCGGUAGACGCAAGUGGUGAUGGUCUCGAGAGCAACGAUGGUAAUUCAACGGAAAAAGUGGAGGAAAUCGGAUGGAAAUUGAUCCUAACCAAGUUCGAUGAUGUCUCGAGCAAGCUACAGAAUAUAGAGGGCAAACUGCAGACAUUGGAAGAGCAGACGAAGAAGACGGAAAGCAUGCAAUUGCAGUUGCAAAAUAUAGAAAACAAGCUGCAGAAAAUAGAGAACGAGAUCCAUAAACAGCGCUCCAGCCAAAAUGAAAUGCUUGUAACGCUUCAGACCCCCGAAGAUCAUGUAGCUCUCAACGUCAGCGAGCAACAAAAUCAAAACCAAGAGAAGCUCCACAGUGCGUUGCAGAACCUUGAUCGAGAUGUAGGACGGGUGCUACAAAAUCAAAACAAUGUUAUACCGUCAUCUUGCAAGGAUAUACUGUCUGUCUCGAAUAUCUCGGGAACAUAUAUGAUCCGCGUGAAUACUGAUAGUGAACCAUUCAGAGUGUAUUGCGAACAACAAGUGUACGAUGGUGGAUGGAUCGUCAUUCAGCACCGUUUUAACGGAUCGCUGGACUUUUACCGUGACUGGAAUGAGUAUCGCGAUGGGUUCGGUGAUUUGGAAAAUGAGUUUUGGUUAGGCUUGGAGAAAAUUCAUCAGAUAACAAAGGCCCGUAAGCAUGAGCUGAUCGUCGAAUUGAAGGACUUUGACGGAGAAUACAAGUACGCUCGCUACGCUGCAUUCGGAAUAGGAAAUGGGAGUGAGGAGUAUGCCUUGAAGCAUCUGGGAAUGUAUUAUGAUGGAACUGCAGGCCCUGGAAUGUGGUUGAAUAAAGGGAUGAAGUUCUCGACAAAGGAUCGCGAUAACGAUGAGCACAGCAGUGAACAUUGUGCUCAAGUUCACGAAGGCGCCUGGUGGUAUAAUGCAUGUUCCGAUGCAAAUUUAAAUGGUCGUUACUUGAAUGCCCAAAGUUAUAAAUCUAUGAUUUGGUAUGAUUUCGAUGACGAUAACCAAGGGUUGGCUUACUCAAGGAUGAUGAUCCGGCAACUCGAAUAA
Molecule: messenger RNA, 1086 nt
Organism: Anopheles aquasalis
Lineage: Eukaryota; Metazoa; Arthropoda; Insecta; Diptera; Culicidae
Product: ficolin-1-like
Source: RefSeq, a predicted model, not a curated record